AGAGGACGUUUCACUCGCAGGAGGAGGGACGCAGUGCCACACUCAGGAUACCCACUCCCUCUCUCUCUCUCUCUCUCUCUCUCUCUCUCACUCUCUCUCUCUCUCUCUCUCUCUCUCUCUCACUCUCUCUCUCUCUCUCUCUCUCUCUCGCUCUCUCUCUCCUCAAUCCGCUGGUGAAGUGCAGCUCAGUGCUCGUUACUCCGCUCAGAGGCACCGAGCAGAGCGGCGCGGAGCGGGACUACCUAACACCGCGGAGGAACACUGAUGGCCGGCGGUUCUCUUAGUUUGUGAAAGAACUUUCUAUUUUUUUCAUUUUUGAUCCUGUGUGUGUUCAUCUGGGAGACACCGGGGAGCCCAGAAGAGCCAGAAGAGCCAGAAGAGCCAGAAGAACCCAGAAGAGCCCAGAGGAGCCCAGAGGAGCCCAGAGGAGCCCAGAAGAGCCCAGAAGAACCAGGAGAGCCCAGAAGAGCCAGAAGAACCCAGAAGAGCCCAGAGGAGCCCAGAAGAACCCAGAAGAGCCCAGAGGAGCCCAGAAGAACCCAGAAGAGCCCAGAGGAGCCCAGAAGAGCCCAGAGGAGCCCAGAAGAACCCAGAAGAGCCCAGAAGAGCCCAGAGGAGCCCAGAGGAGCCCAGAGGAGCCCAGAGGAGCCCAGAAGAACCCAGAGGAGCCCAGAGGAGCCCAGAGGAGCCACCCGCCGGACGACCGGUUCACCUCCCGAGAGAAUGAGGCAGUGUAAAGGUUGGAGCGUGGGGCUGCUGGUGCUGCUGGUGCUGCUGGUGCUGCUGGGACUGGGAACUGUGGCCCAGAAGCUGCCCACGAGAGACGAAGGGCUCUUCCAGAUGCAGAUCCGAGACAAGUCGCUGUUCCACGACUCCUCCGUCAUCCCGGAUGGAGCCGAGAUCAGCGGCUACCUGUUCAGGGACACGCCCAAAAGGUACUACUUUGUGGUGGAGGAAGACAACACACCCCUGUCUGUGACCGUGACACCCUGUGAUGCUCCUCUGGAGUGGAAGCUCACCCUGCAGGAGCUGCCGGAGGAGGCCAGCGGAGAGGCAUCAGGAGAACCUGAACCUCUGGACCAGCAGAAGCAGCAGGUGACCGUGGACGAGGGCACGGAGCUCUUCACCUACAAAGGCAACGACGUGGAGGCGUACGUGGCCACCAGCACGCCCGCCGGCCUCUACCAGCUGGAGCUGCUGUCCACGGAGAAAGACAGCAACUUCAAGGUGUACGCCAGCACGACUCCAGAGUCCGACCAGCCCUAUCCGGAGCUGCCCUACGACCCCCGCGUGGACGUGACCGCGCUGGGCCGCACCACCGUCACCCUGGCCUGGAAGCCGACGCCCACGGGCUUCCUGAUGGGCCAGCCCAUCCACUACUGCGUGGUGAUCAACAAGGAGCACAACUUCAAGAGCAUGUGUGCUGCCGAAGCGAAGAUGAGCGUGGAAGAUGCCUUCAUGUUGGCUCCGAAGCCCGGCAGAGACUUCAGCCCGUUUGACUUUGCCCACUUCGGCUUUGUGCCCUCCGACCACGGGUUCGGCAAAGACCGCGGCCUCACGAGUAACAAGAUCUCCCGGGCGUACACGGCCAAGCCCAGAGCGCCGGACAUCCAGAAGGUGUGCAUCGGCAACAAAAACAUCUUCACCGUGUCAGACCUGAAGCCGGACAUGCAGUACUACUUCGACGUGUUCGCGGUGAACUCUGCGACCAACACCAGCACGGCGUACGUGGGAACCUUCGCCCGCACCAAAGAGGAAGCCCGCCAGAAAACGAUGGAGCUGAAGGACGGCAAAGUGUCGGACGUCUUCAUCAAGAGGAAGGGCAGCAAGUUCCUGCGCUUCGCCCCGGUGUCCUCCCACCAGAGGGUCACCCUGUUCGUCCACACGUGCCUGGACGCCGUGCAGGUGCAGGUGCGGCGUGACGGCAAGCUGCUGCUCUCCCAGAACGUGGAAGGGGUGCGGCAGUUACAGCUGCGGGGGAAGCCCAAAGCCAAGUACCUGAUCCGCUUGCGAGGCAGCAGGAAAGGAGCCUCCACCCUGAAGGUGCUCGCCACCACCCGACCCAGCAGCAAGCAGCCCUUCCCGUCGCUGCCGGAGGACACGCGCAUCAAGGCGUUCGACAAGCUGCGCACCUGCUCCUCCGCCACCGUGGCCUGGCUGGGCACGCAGGACCGCAACAAGUACUGCAUUUACCGCAAGGAGGUGGCCGAGAACUACGGCGAGGAGCAGCGACGCCGGGAGCAGAACCAGUGCGCCGGGCCGGAGGCCCGCAGGAAGUCGGAGAAGGUCCUGUGCAAGUACUUCCACAGCCCGAACCUGCAGAAGGCGGUGACCACGGAGACCAUCGCGGGUCUGGAGGCGGGGAAGACCUACCUGCUGGACGUUUACGUGGUGGGACACAGUGGCCACUCUGUGAAGUACCAGAGCAAACUGGUGAAAACAAGGAAAUACUGCUAAAUGACUCUGCAAAGAAUAAAAUCUAUUAUAAAUCUAUAUAUUAAAUAAGUUUAUUUAACUCUAAGUGAUAUUCUACUAAGGAGUGUAUACGGACUGACUACUCACACAAGCGGACGGGGGCCUGUGGCAGUGACUGAACUGUUCGUGGAGAGAGAUAUCAACCUGUAUAUUUAUGUUUACAUUUCAUGGCCGCACCUCCGGGGGGCCGGUAGGCGGGAGCUGCUCCGUCGCCAUGACGCGACGCUGCCACCGGGGAGGCGGGACUUAAAGAGGAGAUCAUCUUUCUUUGCCGCUGCAUGACGUUUUUUUGUUGUCUUUCCUGUCUUUCCGUCCUGUUUGUUGGAGUCGCAGCAGCAUUGUAUAGAUCUGUCACUGCAUAUUCACAUGUUUUAGGAGGAAUUUAAAUUAUUUUAUACUUUUUUCGUCUUUUUGAUCGUUUUUAUCGAUGACAAUAAUAACUGUUGACAGGAAAUUCCAGUUUUACGAGGAAGUUGUAGUAGUUGGGACAUUCCCGUCUGUGUCUCAGCCAGUGUUUGCUCUAGAGCCCAUCUUGUAAAUGUGUUCUGUGCUGGAGAUCUGUGUUAUUAUCACUGUAUCGCUGUGCGUGUGUGAGAGUGUGUGUGUGUGUGUGUCACAUGUACAGAGUUGUCCUGCCAAUAUCCAUGUACAUAAACACUAAAUAUAGACCCAGUAAUCCUCUGUCA
Molecule: messenger RNA, 3161 nt
Organism: Cyclopterus lumpus (lumpfish)
Lineage: Eukaryota; Metazoa; Chordata; Actinopteri; Perciformes; Cyclopteridae
Gene: ndnf
Product: neuron-derived neurotrophic factor
Exons: 4
Coding region: 724-2457 (577 amino acids)
Biological process (GO): extracellular matrix organization
Molecular function (GO): protein binding
Source: RefSeq, a predicted model, not a curated record